Messenger RNA from Colletotrichum phormii, 1641 nucleotides. RefSeq lists its product as uncharacterized. The transcript has 2 exons. Bases 141 to 1247 code for a protein of 368 amino acids. Lineage: Eukaryota; Fungi; Ascomycota; Sordariomycetes; Glomerellales; Glomerellaceae. The record is from RefSeq and is a predicted model, not a curated record.
UUCCAGGAUAACCUGUCUGUCGCUCGUUCCGUACAGCUCAAUCUAAUCCCUUCGCUCGCCCCGUACAACUAAUUCCAAACCCUCAAAUCCAUAUACGCCUAAUCAACUCUCCCCCAAGCUAGUACUAAACAACAGUCAAGAUGAGUUCCGGAGCCCUUACCACCUCGGCCUUCUUCACCUGCGACCCGGCGGCCACGGUCACCGCCACCGCGACCACCAAUGUCUACACCACCGUGUACACGACAACGGCCCUCGCCGCCAACCCCUCCACCUCGUGGAUGGCCACUUACACCGUCACCGAGGUCUGCACCGGCCAGCCCUGGGAGUACGUGACCAAGGAGAUCCCCCCUUGCUUCGCCCCCACCACCGUCUUCUGCGAGCCCUGCGCCCAAAAGACCAUCCCCAUCAUCUGCCCCAUCCCGACCCCGACCGCCGACGUCGUCAUCAACGGCAACGGUGUCACCGCCAACUCCAACCCCGUCAUCACCGCCGCCCCCUACGGCGUCUACGGAUCCUACGGCUCCUACAGCAACGGUAACGGCCAGGGCACCGGCAACGGAGGCGGCGCCAACAACAACAACAACAACAACAACAACAACAACAACAACAACAACGGCGGCUCUUCCCCCGGCGGCGGUGCUGGAGGAAACGGUGGCGGCUCCAACGGCGCUGCUCCCUCUGGCAGCCAGGGCGCUGGAAGCUACGGCGUCUACGGCAGCUACGGCUCUUACAACAACGCUGCACCCGGCGGUGGCUCCCCUGCUCAACCUGGCCAGUCCGGUGCCCCUGGUGCUGGCGGCGCUCCCGGCGCUGGCGGUGCUCCCGGCGCUUCUGGAGUUCCCGGUGCUGGCGGUGCUCCCGGCGCGUCUGGAGUUCCCGGUGCUGGCGGUGCUCCCGGCGCGUCUGGAGUUCCCGGUGCUGGCGGUGCUCCCGGCGCGUCUGGCGCUCCCGGUGCCGGUGGUGCCCCCGGUGGAACCCCCGCUCAGUCUGGCGCUCCUGGAGCCCCUGGCGCAUCCGGUGCUCCCGGUACUGGAGGCUCUUCCGGUGGUGCUGGAGGCGCUGGCGGUGCCCCCGGCCAGUCUGGCGCUCCCGGCUCCGGCGGCGGUGCCUCUGGCUCGACCGCCACCGGUGGUGCUUCCGGCUCCACGCCGUCCACAGUCCAGGUCGCCUCCGCGCCGUCUCUCAAGAAGAGCCUCGGUCUCCUUUGCGGUAUCGCAAUGGCUGCCGGCCUUACCAUCUUUGCUUAAAUCGACUCUCUAAUUUUUUCCAUUCCCAUCAUGCAUCUCCAUAACGCCGUGUGCUCGCGCCCAAAUAUCAAAAAAGGGGAAAAGAAAAAGGUUGACGGGAGAAAGGUUCAUUGGAAAAAUACGGUUUUUUGGAUCCUUGUUCUGUAUUAAUCUUUGGCUAUAAUUCCCGGGAGUUUCGAACUUUUUCAAACAUGAAAGAAAGAUGUCAUUUUUGUUUACUAAUUGGCGGCAUUUGUGGGCUACUGCUGCCCACAGCGGAGUUGACAUAGGUGGACAAAGGGCCCAAAGGUGUUUCGAUAUUAUUUUGAAUCAAUAACGUUGUUGUUUUUUUAGAUUGAAGUACGAAUACAGGUUUUCCUUGAGGGUGUCUUUGCUAUGCCCCCCCCCCCCCCUC